Messenger RNA from Aureococcus anophagefferens, 5787 nucleotides. RefSeq lists its product as hypothetical. Lineage: Eukaryota; Pelagophyceae; Pelagomonadales; Pelagomonadaceae. The coding region runs from base 1 to 5787 and encodes 1928 amino acids. Gene Ontology annotation, molecular function: protein binding. Gene Ontology annotation, cellular component: cytoplasm. The record is from RefSeq and is a predicted model, not a curated record. The transcript is spliced from 7 exons.
AUGGCGGGGAAUGGUAACGGACAGCACGACUUCAUCGAGUUCGUCGAGGACCUGUACCUCGCGUCCGAGGAGAAACGGAUGGUGCGCAUCAAGAAGGGGACCGAGUACCGGUGUUCGAUGCUCCGGGACCAGCACUUCUCGAGCCUCUUCCGCCACUACGGCAAGCACAACGGCGUCGACAAGGACGGCCUCGUCUUCUUCUUCACGGAGGAGCUCAUGCAGGAGCUCGACGGCAACGACACGCCGCGGAGCGUCCACCUCCGCAAGAACGACGUCAUCGUCAUCCGCCACCGAUACAAGGAGGAGCCCAAGGGCCUCUUCGUGCGCCUCGACCUCGACGAGCGCGACGCUUUGGCCGUCAUCGGCGCCUACCCGAGCGCGCGGAGCCUGAAGUCGGCCGACGGGCGCACGGCGCUCCACCACGUCGCGAAGCGCGCGGGCUACGACGAGCCGGAGAAGGUCCGGGCCGACCUCGCGCGGAAGGCGACGAAGCUCGCCGUCGACCUGCUGCUCCUGGGCUGCGACCCCUCGGCGACGAACCACUACGGGCAGACGGCGAUGAUGAUCGCCCUGGAGCACGCGAAGAUGGACGCGCCGGACGACCCGCACCGCGAGCUCGUCGGCGUGCUCCGGCCGCACGAGUUCAAGCGCCAGAUGGCCGUGAUCCGCGCGCACUUCGUCGGCCGCAAGGCGGGCGAGGGCCGCACGAAAAGCGCCGAGGACAUCAUCCUCAAGCGCGCGUGCACGUCGAAGAACGUCGACGUCCAGGGCGAGGCCAAGCACAACGCGGCCGUCCGCUUCCUCUUCUCCGCGCUCGCGCACGGGAACCAGGCGAGGAACUUCAAGCGCGUCGUCUGCUUCCUCUACGCCGGCGAGCGCAAGUCGAAAAUGGGCGAGAUCCCCAGCGCGGGCCAGGAGUUCGUCGCGACGAUCGUCGACGGGAAGGGCAAGCUCGGGUUCAAGCUCGCGCAGCAGCGCGUGCCCGGGGACUUUUACGCCUUCGUCGUCGAGCACGUGGACGCCGGCGGCGUCGCGGACGUCGCCGGCAUCCUGCGCGGCGCGCAGCUGCUCGCGGUGAACAACAAGCUCGUCGUCUUCGCCGGGAACAAGGCGACGGACUUUUACGAGGUGCUGGGCGUGGAGACGAACGCGUCGCGCGCGGCGAUCCGCAAGGCCUACCUCCAGAAGGCGCUGGACAGGGCAGGAAAAGGGUGUGAAAUUCCCAACUUCAAAGGCUCCGAUCUCGGCCGUUUUCCACUCGCGCUGGAGCAGCACCCGGACCGCGCGGCCGCGCGCGGCGAGGACCCGGGCGACGGCGGCGCCUUCGUGCUCAUCUCCGAGGCCUACGCCACGCUCGCCGACGAGAGCCACCGCGCGUCCUACGACGCCAUGCGGGGCUGCCGGGGCUGCUGCGUGGAGCUCGGCGACGUCGUCAAGAUGGUCCGGGGCAGCCCGGGCCCCGUGCGCCUGCGCUUCUUCGAGCCGCCGCUCUGCGAGCUGAGCGACUACCGGCGCGGCGCGGGCGCCGUGCGCUCCUUCGAGGGCGACGGCUGCGCCGUCGGCGCGCGGAGCGAGCCGCGGUCCGCGUGCGCCGUCGCGGCCGCGCCGUCGAUGAGCCGGCUCUCGUGGAUCGGCGCGGUCGCGCAGCGCGCGUCGGCGGGCGACGUCGACGCGCUCUACAAGCUCGGCGUGGACCACUGCCUGCGCAUCGCCGACGACUGGCCCGCGGCCGACGUCGAGGACGCGCUGGGCCACGCGCGGGCGUGCCUCGACGCCGCCAAGGCCCGGGGCGACCAGCGCGCGGCGACGUCCCUCAAGACGUUGGACGGUCUCGCGCGCGACGCCCAGGGCAACCGGGCCAACGACGGCCUGCGGUUCGCGGCGACGGCGUCGCCCCUCGCGGCCGCGGCGCUGCAGGACGACGCGGAGGCGCAGCUGCUGGUCGCGAUCGCGCUCGUGCGCAUCAACACGACGGGCGAGCGGCGCAAGGCGCUCCAGCACGCCGAGCGCGCCGCCGGGGCCGCGGCGCGGUCCGCGACGCGGGGCAAGAGCGGCACGCGCGAGCAGGACAUGGCGAAGACCUUAGUAUCGUCCGAGGCCGCGUACCUCGCGGGUUUGAUGCACCUCGUCGACUUCGACGUGGCCGAGGCGGAGAAGCUCUUCCGCGCGGCGGCGGACGUGGGCCACCCCUACGCCAAGGACCGCCUCAAGGAGCUCGGCGGCGCGCGGCCGCGCCGCGGCGGCUGCCUCUGCUGCCGCCCCGCGUACGACGCGGCCGCGCGGCGCCUCCUGCUGGUCGAGUCCUUCCGCGAGUGGGAGCAGAUCCGCGUCUACACGGCGCACGCGUCGCCGUCGCCGCCGCCGCCGCCGCCGCCGACGGCGUCCGUCGCGCCGCCCGCGGCGGCGGCGCCGCCGCCCGCGGCGCCGCCCGAGGAGAUCCCCGUCGCGUCGCCGACGUCGCCGACCGCGGUCCUCGCCGCCUUCCUCUUCUGCGACGGCGGCGCGUCCAAGUACUCCAAGGCCUUCAACGGCAUGAUCUGCUCGUCGAAGCGCGACGGCUUCGGGAGCAUGGUCUGCUUCGAGCAGGGGUCGAAGAAGACGCAGAUCCACGCGACGGAGGACGUCCUCGAGGACAUCGAGUACGCCUGGUCCCAGAACGCGGGCCACGCCGGCGACGACUUCGACGACAUGGGCGCGCAGGUCGCGCUCCACGUCGCGGAGCUCGACGACGAGGCGAACGCGGCCGCGCUCGUCCCCGCGGACUACGACUUCGGCGACGGCAACCCGCUCCAGCUCAUCACGGCCGUCGACGUCGACGACGUGCUGGAGACGGGCAGCGCCGGCGACGUGCUCAGCGACCUCGUCGACGACCUCGCCUUUUGCAAGGUCGUCCCGCCGGAGCUGCGCAAGGUCGGCCACGACGCGUCGGCGACCAUGGUGCGCCUGCUGCAGCUCGCCGUCGAGUACCUGCUCCACGUCCAGGAGGCCCUGGGCGACGAGGUCGUCGCCAAGGAGUCGGCGCUGCGCGAGCUCGCGGAAGACGCGAAGCGCGCGGCCGCGGCCGCGCGCGUCUCCGACGCGAAGCGCAAGGCGCUCGCGCGCCAGGUCGGCGAGUUCCGCGACGUGGCCCUCGGCAUCGCCUCGGCGGCGCGCGCCGCGGGCGUCGACACGGCGAAGUGGCUGCGGAGCCUCCAGGACGACGGCGGCGCGUACGAGGACGACUCGGAGGUCAUGGGCUCUUACGGCGCCGCGCGCGGCCGCGCCUGGGCCUGCGCCCAGUGCGGCAAGGCCUUCGUGAAUCGUGAAUAUUUAGAACAACAUAUACGGCGCAAGCACGGCGGGUCGCUCGCGGCGUCCGGCGACGCCGGGCUCGUCGCGAUCGCGCGCGCGUUCGAGGCCGUCGCGCGCGGCCCGCGGCCCGAGGCGUCGCGGCGGGAGCUGCUGGACUUUCUCCAGCGCGGCGGCCACCUGGAGGCCAUCUUCGGCGCCGCGCGCUCCGAGGCGGAGCGGGCCGUCGCGGAGGGGACCGUCGCGGCGCUGCUCGGCGACGCGUCGGCCGACGCGUGCGUCGGCCCGGCGGACCUCGGCGACUUCGUCGCCGAGCUGCGGCGCUGCCGGAGCGUCGCCCUGGGGGCUUUGCGCUUCGCCGGCGGCGACCUCCCGCCGGCGGCGCCGGCGCCCGGCGUGCUGCUCGGCGAGGACGUCGCGGAGGUCCACGUCGCGUGCGUGCGCGCCGCGGGCCUGCCGGCCAUCGCGGAGGCGGGCUGCGUCGUCGCCCUGUCGCGGGCGGGGCAGCGCGUCGCGGAGACGCCGCCGGCCGUCGGGUCCCGCGAGCCCACGUGGCUCACGUCGAGCCACGGGGCCACCGUCGCGGUGCCGCUCGCCGCCGACGAGCAGCGGCGCGAGCGCGGGCUCUUCGUGGAGGUCUUCGCGGGUGCUUGUCUGGUGGGCGUCGCCCACGUCCACGCGCGGAGCCUACUCUACGACGGCCUGCUCCGCGUGAAGCUCCGGCCCGACGACGACGAGUUCCCGGGGGCGGCGGCGGAUCUGGGGUUCGUGGAGUUGCGGUGCCGCGCGGCCGCGCGCGUGCGCCUCGAGAACGUCGAGGUCUUCGGGCUCGGCGCGGCGCCGCCGGGCGCGCCGUUCCUCGAGGCGCGCUGGCGCGGCGGCGCCGGGUCCGCGCCGUCCGUCGUCUGGCGGUCCGCGGCCGCGGUCCGCGCGUCGCGGCGGCCGGACUCGUUCGACCUCGUCGCGGAGCACCCGCUGCCGCUGGGUCUGCCCUUCGCGCGGCGCCACGCCGUCCUCGACGUCUUCGCCCUCUUCGUCGACGACGACGGCACCGAGGCGAGCUGCGGCGACGCCGUCGCGGUCGACGCCGCGGGGCUCCGGAGCCGCGCGUUCGCCGCGCGCGGCGAGCCCGUCGAGUUCGCCGCGGGGUCGGCGACGCGGGGCCUGCGCGCCGUCGCGAGCUGCUCGCCGCUGGCGGCGGAGCUCGGCGAGGUUUUGGAGGCGCGCUACCGCGAGGCCGCGGCGCCCGCGCCGGACCUCCGGCCCGCGGCGGAGCUCGCGAUGUUGGACGCGAACGCGAGCCACGGGCCCCUCGCGCCGGACGCGCCCGGCGCCGCCGGCGCGGCCCUCGAGGCCUUCGCGGGGGCGUGCAAGCUCGCCGACGCCGUCGACGGCGCGUCGACGGACGUGGCCUUUUUCCGGAGCGGCGCGCCGGUCGUCGUCGACGCGGACGGCGACGUGGCCAUCCGGCUCGCGAGGGCCGCGGACGGCGCCUGCGUGGCCCGGGGCGUGCUGGGUCCGCGGGCUCUCACGGCCGCGCGGCUGCUCAAGGUCGACCUGGCGAAGCGCGCGCGGGAGGCGACGUGGACGCGCGCGGCGGCGACGCUGCGCUGCCGGCCGCUCGCGCGCGUCCGCGUCCGCGUCUUCGAGGCCCACCUCCUCGCGCCGCCGCCGCGUAUUUUCGCGUCGCUGGCCGUCCUCGGCGACCCGGCGGCGCGGAGCGAGCCGACGGCGACGGGCGAGUGCGCGCUCGACGUCGACCUCCUCGUGCCGCGCGACGCGGCGCCGGGCGCCUACGUGGACGUCGCGGUCGUCGACGCGGCGAGCGGCUUGGUGGUGGGCGCGGCGUCCCUGGACCGCGCGGACCUGGCAACGCCGUCGAAGCGCACGACGCUGGCGCUCCGCGACGCGCGCGGCGCCGUCGCCGGCGAGUUAGCGGUCUGCGUCACAGCAUCGCCGGACGUCGCGGCGCCGCCGGACCGCAGCGACCUCGCGCGGUGCCGCGUCGCCGACGCGCAGCUCAGCGGCUUCGAGCUCGACGGUGCCUUGCUGGAGGGCGACGCCCUCGAGGUCGAGGCGGAGCUCGACGGCGUCGUCGUCGGGUCCGCGGCGCUCGCGCGGGCCGGCGACUCCUUCUCCGGCGCCGGAAACCUGCGCCUCGAGCUCCCCGUCGAGGCCGACGGCGCCCGGCGCCUGGCCCUGCGCGUCUACGACGGCGCGGGGGGGUGCGUGUUGGCCGGCGCGCUGCCCGUCGCCGAGGCGCUCCGCGGCGCGCGGACCGACGCCGCGGCGCCCCGGAGCCUCGCGCUGGCGUUGGCGCCGCCGCCGCCCGACGAGGCCGCGCUCGUAUCCAGCACGCUCCUCCCGUCCGCGCGCUCGAGCGUGAGCAUCUGCUCGCUCUCGAGGUUGUCCUUGCAUCGUAUAAUGACCAGCUCCCCGCCGCGCGCCGCGGCGCGCAGCUUCGAGAUCGCCGCGUUGAAGUCGUUCGCCGUGUCGUAG